Zingiber officinale is the source of this 777-nucleotide messenger RNA. RefSeq lists its product as uncharacterized. Gene Ontology annotation, biological process: proton motive force-driven ATP synthesis. NCBI's taxonomy places the organism in Eukaryota, Viridiplantae, Streptophyta, Magnoliopsida, Zingiberales, Zingiberaceae. Gene Ontology annotation, molecular function: proton transmembrane transporter activity. The coding region runs from base 179 to 547 and encodes 122 amino acids. The record is from RefSeq and is a predicted model, not a curated record. The transcript has 3 exons.
CCCUAGUCAUGUUCCGGAGUCAAAAUCUCGAAACUACCCCGAUUGGACUCGAUAAAUUGCCGAUGCCUUUAGGGUUUAGCCUUUAGCACUGGCUUCGCCGCUGACGCCCGAGCGGCUGCGUCUUCGCUUUACGAUCUCUUCCCCGUGGUGUCAUUUGGAAGGCUCUUAGAGUUUGUAGAUGGCGGCGAGACUACAGCAGUUUCGAUCUAAGGCAGUGCAAGUUUCUAACUUCGUGUCUAAGCACGGUUGCGCUUACUACAAGGAGCUUCUGGAGAAGAACAAGCAGCACAUCGUGCAGCCACCGACCAUUGAGAAGUGCCAGGAGCUGUCAAAGCAGCUCUUUUACACACGUCUUGCGAGCAUCCCAGGCCGUUGUGAGUCGUUCUGGAAAGAGCUUGAUGCCAUGAAGCACAUUGGGCGAAAUCGGAAGGAUCUCACAGUGGAGGACGCGGGAAUUGCGGCACUCUUUGGGCUCGAGAUGUAUGCGUGGUUCUGUGUAGGUGAGAUCAUCGGAAGAGGAUUCACGUUCACUGGGUACUACGUUUAAAUCUCUUGGAUACAAGGCAAGAGCUGCUUGUUUUGAUUUUUGCUGUUGGGUAUUUUAUCUCAAUUUUUCAUUUUACCGAUAAAUUCAUUGAGCUGGAUAGUCAGAUUGCAAUUCGUCGAAUAAUUUGGACGCUUGUUUCUCACGUCGGGUUUGGAUACCCACAAAUUGAGUUCGGUUUCUACAGAGGCAUCCAAUAAUCUAUGUUUGAGAUAACUUUUUUUUUUGGUAAA